Molecule: messenger RNA, 624 nt
Organism: Contarinia nasturtii (swede midge)
Lineage: Eukaryota; Metazoa; Arthropoda; Insecta; Diptera; Cecidomyiidae
Exons: 2
Coding region: 85-486 (133 amino acids)
Source: RefSeq, a predicted model, not a curated record
ACGUAUAUAAAUCGAAGACAUUUUAUUCGAGUUUUAUCAGUGAGCUGACAAAUUUUGUUAAAUUAUCUUUACUUGGCAGAAAAAAUGUUCCACAAACUUUUCGCUUUGUUUUUAAUCGGGUUCUUCGUUGCCGAGAGCGUAAAUGGGGCACCGGGCGUGAAAAAUUUGAUUUCCGAAUAUGAGGCCAAAAUCAAGUCCGCUACACCAGCAGCACCAGUAGAAGCACCAGUAGAAGCACCAAUCGUGCCGGCACCACAAUUUCCUCUAGAUCCAUCUGAGCAUACAAUCGAUCAAAAAAUGAACAUAUUCGGAGGUAGCAUCAAAUUGAAGAAACAACCUUUAAAAGUCGCUGAACCACAAACAUCUGUGGAAUCACCAGAGCCAGCCGAUCUUCCAAUUGGUGAAAAGAUGAAGAAAUUUGGAGGCAGUUUCAAUGAGAACAAACAACACGCUGAUCAUAAGCCCACCGGACAUGGAAAACACUAGUGAAUAAAUGUCACAGUCACGUCCAUUCAUCGCAAGAAUAAUAUAUUCCAUUUUGUAAAAUAUUUUUUACAUUCUCUUUAGUUUGAUGGGAAAAAAUUAAUAAAUUAAAUACGCGUAUAUUUUAAUUAUUCAAUUUUA